Molecule: messenger RNA, 6918 nt
Organism: Chelonia mydas (Green sea turtle)
Lineage: Eukaryota; Metazoa; Chordata; Testudines; Cheloniidae
Gene: DRD5
Product: dopamine receptor D5
Exons: 1
Coding region: 690-2168 (492 amino acids)
Biological process (GO): adenylate cyclase-activating adrenergic receptor signaling pathway
Cellular component (GO): plasma membrane
Molecular function (GO): G protein-coupled receptor activity; dopamine neurotransmitter receptor activity
Source: RefSeq, a predicted model, not a curated record
CGCGCUGGGCGAGGCGGCGCACAAGCCCCGCUCCCGUGCGCCCACAUCCCAAAGUUUGUCCCCAUCUUGCUCAGGGAGCAGAGGUUCAGGGCAGCGGCUCGCCUUGCUAUUGAGCAUGCUCGGCUCGCCUGAGCGCACCCAGCGGCUCGGGGAGCGCAGGCGAGAGCGGCGGGAGCCGACACUGUAGCGGCAGCACUGGGAGCGCAGAGGGAGUCUCGCCGUCGCUCCGGGACGUACCCACAGCAGCAGGCGCAGCUAGAGCACGAGGGCUAGGCAAGCGGCGGCGCCCGGCGCGGAGAGCAGGAGCCCCCCCUCCCCCCGCACUCGUUCAGGGGUGCGCUGAGAGCGGGGCACUGGCAGCGGCGGGGGGCAGCGGCAGCUCCCCGCGCUUCGCUGAGCGUCCAGGCAGCGCAGCAGUGCCACUCAGGCGCACCGGCUGCAGGAGGGGAGCCCAACAGCAGCCCCGAUGCCCCCUGAGUGCAGGGGGCGAACCGGGGGCCGCCGCCUCGGAGCAGGUCGCUAGCAGGAGCGAGCCCGGCAGCGGUCCGCGGCUGCUGUGGUGGCGGUGACCGGCUGGCGGAGUGAGCGCCCCCGGGGGAUCCAAUGGGGCCAAGCGAUGGGCGCUGGGGAGAAGUAUUAGUCGUGCAGCGCGCUUCCGCUGCCCUGGCCCCGGGGGGAGGGACCCAGCCAUGCUGCAGUCUCCAGGGGAGAACCAGACUCUGCUCUCCCAGCCUCUCCCGCUUUCGCUGCUGUUGCAGCAGCCCGGGCCGCCUGCAGUGGGCGCUGGGGAGGGGUCAGGGGAGCCGCCUGUGGCUGCGGGGCCAGCGCAGAUAGUGGCUGGCAGCCUACUGUCCCUGCUGAUUCUCUGGACGCUGUUUGGCAACGUGCUGGUGUGUGUGGCCAUCAUCCGCUUCCGGCACCUGAGGAGCAAGGUCACCAACAUCUUCAUCGUGUCCUUGGCCGUCUCUGACCUCUUGGUGGCCCUGUUGGUGAUGCCCUGGAAGGCAGUGGCCGAGGUGGCCGGCUACUGGCCCUUUGGGGCCUUCUGCAAUGUCUGGGUGGCCUUUGACAUCAUGUGCUCCACCGCCUCCAUUCUGAACCUCUGUGUGAUCAGCAUGGACAGGUACUGGGCCAUCUCCAGCCCAUUCAGGUAUGAGAGGAAGAUGACCCAGAGGGUGGCUUUGGUGAUGAUCAGCGUGGCUUGGGCUUUGUCUGUCCUUAUCUCCUUCAUCCCUGUCCAGCUCAACUGGCACAAAGGCGGGGAUGUUGAUGGAGGUGGACCUGGCACUACCUCAGCAGCAGCAGGCACUGGCACCACCUGGGCGGAAGGGAUUGGCACUAACUGGACAGUAGUAUUGAGACCCUCAGAGGGGACUGCCAGCAGCAAUGAGACCCUUGAGGGACAGGCUGAGAGCUGUGAUUCCAGCCUCAACAGGACCUAUGCUAUCUCCUCCUCACUGAUCAGCUUUUAUAUCCCCGUGGCCAUCAUGCUAGUCACCUACACACGGAUCUACCGCAUUGCCCAAGUGCAGAUCCGCAGGAUUUCCUCCCUGGAGAGGGCAGCCGAGCAUGCACAGAGUUGCCGGAGCAGCCGCGUUGACUGCCACCACCACACCAGCCUCAAGACUUCCAUCAGAAAAGAGACCAAGGUCUUGAAGACCCUCUCAGUCAUCAUGGGAGUCUUUGUCUGCUGCUGGCUGCCCUUCUUCAUUCUGAACUGCAUAGUCCCCUUUUGUGAGAGCCCCCCUGACAACCCCUAUGCUGGCCUUCCCUGUGUCAGCGAGACCACCUUUAAUAUUUUUGUAUGGUUUGGCUGGGCCAACUCAUCCCUCAAUCCCAUCAUCUAUGCUUUCAAUGCUGACUUCAGAAAGGUUUUCUCCAACCUCCUAGGGUGCAGUGAGUUUUGCUCUAGCACUCCAGUGGAGACAGUCAAUAUAAGCAAUGAACUCAUCUCCUACAAUCAAGACACCCUUUUCCAUAAGGAAAUAGUGACUGCUUAUGUCAACAUGAUCCCUAAUGUGGUUGAUUGCGAGGAUGAUCCUUUCGACAGGAUGUCCCAGAUCUCCCCAGACCAUGAGAUUGCCACCGACUCUGUGUGUGAGCUGGACUGUGAGGGGGAGAUCUCCCUAGAUAAAAUAACACCUUUCACCCCAAAUGGUUUACAUUAAAUUGCAUCGUGUCCUGUCUGCUUUUACUGGAUUGUACAACAAAUUGCAAACACAGAAUGAAAAGACUACUGGACUAUUGGUCAGUCAAUUCACUCUCCAACUGUGUCUUGCACUUUUAGGGUUUAGAAAUUGACACACAGAGGUGAUAAAAACAAGCUUAAUUCAACAUCCCCAAAACUGAGAGAGGACUAGGAUGUUAAAUCAGCCCUGGGGUGUGAUACUGGGAUAUGAUUAGUUAGUUAGUGUUUGUAAAAAGCUCUGAAGAUGGAAAGUGCUCUCAAAGCAUAAAGUAUCAUAACUUCUAAGAACAGGGACAGAUGCUGUAAUGACAUGGUCACUAAAAAUAAAAAUUAUUAGGUUGUCCAAUUCUUGUUUUUGUUUGACUUUUAUGUGGAGCUAAGGGUUGGGCUGAUGGUGAACUGGGUGAUUAUUUAAAUACUUGUUUCUGUUUCUUUCAAAACAGUUUCUCUGUAAUUUAAUGUGUUUUCCUAGGCAGCAUUAUUGCCUUUGAUAUCUUUGCCUUGUCCUGAAGAUGAAAAUAAAUGUUGUUGAUCAAGGAGUUAUUUUUCCUUCAUUAGCAUGAAGAUUUACAUUGUGUAAACAAAUGUUAGCAUUUCUACUUGAAUGAUUAAAGUAACUUAUUAUUUCAAAAGCAAACUAAAGUCUGUGUGGAAAUAGAAUGUUUGAGUUAAAGCAGUGCUCACAGGAAAAAUCUGAUUUAAAUUAGCUCUUUUUGAUACUUCUACUCAGAGCUAGAUUAAUGCUUACAGUUUCUGUUCCCUUUCCAUUAAUUGUCUCUGAUGUCCUUUAUUAGUCAUGAUUUUCUGUAGCUAAAAUAUCAAACGUGUAUUUAUAAAAUAUUAAAAAUCAUCUUAAUUCUAAACCUGAAUGGACUUUUAAGAUGCUAAUAGUGAGCAAAGAAUAACCUCCUGAUAGUGUUCACAAAACUGUUUUCUAUAGUAACUAUUUUAGAAAAUGAGAACAGUAAUUAGUCAUUCCCAGUGUUGCUAGUAGGUUUUAUAGUUUCAGGGAGCUCUCACCAAUGCCAAAUGCAUGACAGUACUGCUGUUGGAUUUCAAACUGAAAUCUCAUCUUGCUGAAUCUUUAAUUCAAACUUUUUUAACAUGUUAAAGGUAUUUAAUGAGAUUUAGGAUUUAGAAGACUUUAAUACAGGUUUAGAAAAACAUUACAUUAAGGUGUUUUGAAGAAACUUUAAUUCUAUUAACUCAUUCCAAGUACAAUGGAGUGAUUUAGAAUAGUUAGGUACGUUAUUUUAGAAACAUUCUAAAGCAUUUCAGCUCAGAAAAUGGAAGUGAGAAAUUGCCUGGGAAGAAGUAAAUCAAGGGGAGCAAAUUAAAUAUUAAAAUGUGAUUUUUUUUUUUUUUAAGAGUUGGCUUUGUUUUAUGAAUAAUGUUUGAGUUUUGUCUUGGUUUUAAAAGUGUCAUUGCUCAUUUGCUUAAAGUUAGAGCUUAAAUAAGACUGAAAUCAAAUUAUAAAUGGCUUGAUCCCACAGUCCUUAUUCAGGCAGCACUUCCACUGAACACAGUAGGAAUUUUGCUUAGUUAGGAUUUAGUGAUCAGACCUCUUUAUGUAUGUAGUAUUUUUGGUGUUCUAUUUGACAUUAACUGGUUAUGUAGAAGUUUGUUUUCAUUUUCUCCUUUGGUCGCUGAGGGUGGAUCUUCCUAUUACUUACAGGUCUCGAUUCAUAUCCUCUUCUGCCUGCCUUUUGGAUUAGGGUAUUGUGGAUCUGGUUUAGGAAAGUUUUGGAAAGCAAUAGUCUCUUGUACGUAGUCAGGGUCAACCGACCACUAGGUCCACCUUAGGGAUCAAAGAAUACAAGCAAACAGGUUCUGUUUGCAAGAUAGUAUUUACCCAGAGUAAAAUUCACUUUUCCCGACUAAUUCAGAGUAACUGGACUUUUUGUGGGUGGAAUACCCAGAAUAUGGUGGUGGAGAGAAAUAUAUUCUCAGCUAGGAGCCAGGUCUCCACAGCUUCUCAACUGCUACUCAAGUUUAUGGGCUUGCACAGUGUUUGAGGGACAUUAGGUCAGCACAGGUUAAGGGAAAAACAAAUGUCUCCUGUGAGUUCCCUGGGUUGCAACCUGGAACUGGAGUACCGCUGUGCCCUCUGUCUCACCAACCUGGGCUCCCUCUCCCACUGUGAUGCUGUGACAAGUUGCAAACCCUUCCAGGUCCUGAAUUUACACAGACAUCCACAGGUAGGGGCACACCCAGCUGAGUUACAUGAAUCCUUUUGCCAGCCACUCAAUAGGCUCCAGCCAAUUCCCUAUAGAUCUCCAGCCUAGGACCCCAGAACUAUACCAUCUUGCCCUGGUCAGAUGCCUGACAAGGGUAAGUUUUUAUUUACCCAGUCUGCCCCUCCCUCAAUGUGGAGAGGACAUGCACCAGUUUUUGUUCCUGAGCAGGUUCCCCAAGCACUUGAAGCAAAACAAAGUUUCAGGUAAAAUAUAAAGCAGAUUUAUUAACUACAGAAAUAAUCACUUAAAAUUGAUCUAAGUACUAAGUGUACAGAUCAAAGCUGAUUACUUAAGAAAUAAAAGUAAAACCACAAUCUGAGUUCUAUAAACUAGACAGGAUUUGAAUCAAGCAGUGUCUCAUCCUGAUAGUAUUGUUCCUUAAUACACAGGCUGGGAUUAUCCUUUCCAGCCUGGGACCACCUUCCUAGUUCAAUCUUUGUUCUCGACAUGUUUCCAGGUGUUGAGUUGUGGAGGAAGUAAGGAUAAAUGAUGUCACUUCUGCUCCUUUAUAGGCUCUUCCAGCAAAGAUCUUUUGCUAUGACAUGGGUCAAGCAGUGUCCAUUGUUUACAUGCUUCCACUGAGAAGCCUUCAUUGUACGCAGAUCCUGCGAUAGUCGUUAGUAGUGUGGAUUUCCCUUAAUGGGCCAUCAGCACCAUCUGGAUUCUCCGUUGUUGUUCCAGAAAGACUGGUUGUGGUUGUUUCCAACUUCACAACAUAUUUCAGUAACAUCCACAUAGCAGAACUUCAUAACUUCUCUCAAAAUGAUAGCACAUACAAUUCAACAGGAUAUUAAUAUUUAACAGAACAAGACCUUUUAAAUGAUACCUCACAAGGCAUACUUCGUACAAAACAUAUUAUAUAACAGUUGUGAAUAUAGGGAUGCCAGGUGGGUGUUUCUUUGGGGUACUGUCACAUCUCCAUACCCCCAUAUAAUGAUGAUGGGGUCCCCACUCAGGUCUUGCAAAAAUCAGUCACGAUGGAGCAAGUAAAGAGAGGGGCCACAACAUCCUUGUUUAUGUGGAUCUAAUGUAGAGUUUGAAUUGUGUGGAGGACCUUGUGCUGGCCCUUAAUCCAGGUGAAUUUCACUCCAAGGAAAUAGCUCCCUCAAGCUUAUUUCCACCCAUCUCAAGAAGGUAUCUCAAUAAUACUAUUUUCUCCAUCAAUCUCAAGGUGAACUUCAAAACGUCAGCACACAAAAUAUGAACCCAAGGAACGUAAUAGUCUAAAAUACAGUGUAAUGUGACAAUCUAUCUAAUUGUAUAUCCCACUGGUGCCUGCCAGACAGUGUUUGCCCACAUCUCCAAAUGCCCUGUCAUGUGCCACCUGUGCUGGUUCCUCCAUCCCUUCAAUUUCUGCUUCACAAAUAGCCCUGAUUUUAGACACCUAAAUACCCUAGAAGAUCUGGGCCUUAGCCUUGCUGUGCCUCAGCACCUCAUUUGUACACUGAGGAUAAAUAUUUAGUUACGUCUCAAGAGUGGUAUGAGGAUAAAUACAGUAACAGAAAAUUAGAAAUAUAAGAAUUGCCACUCUGGAUCAAACCAAUGGUUCCUCUAGCCCACUAUCCUAUCUCCCAUCAUGACUAGUACUAGCUACUCCAGAGGAAGAAACCCUGCAGUAAGCAGUUAUGGGAUAACCCACCCCAGGGAACAUGUCCUCUGAGCCCUUGGUAGUUAGAGAUAGGUUUAUGCAUCAAAACUUGAAGGUUUAUAUCCUUUCCAAAGCUCUUGUGUAUUUUUUUUUUUUUUUUUUUUUUUUUUUUUUACAAUUCCUAUUAUAAUUGGAUAUUCUUAUCUGUAUAAAUCUCUAAUCCUUUUAGAAUCCUGCUAAACUUUUGGUCUCCGAUAACUUGUGGCAGUGAGUUCCAAAGUCUGAAUGUUAUGUGAAAAUAUUUCCUUUUAUCAGUUUUGAAUCUGCAUCCCUUUUAUACCAACGAAUAUGUUCUUGUGUUAUGAGAGAGUGAUUGGAAGUUCCCAGUCUCUGUGAUAUUUAUUAAUAUCAGUUGGUUCACCUUUAUCCACUAUCUUAUUGACCUAUUCAAAGAAUUUUAACAGAUUAGUGAGGCUUGAUAUUCCGUUGCAGAAACUAUGCUGGUUAUUCCCUUUCAUAUCAUGAUCUUCUAGGUAUUUUAUAAUUUUAUGUUUAAUUAUGGUUGCAACCAUUACUGGACUUUUCAGUCUAUAAGUCACUAAUCACCCCAAUGCCUUUUUAAAAACAUUUUGUGGGGUGCUAAGAUACUAUGGUAACUUGGGCCACAAAAAUAGUUAAUAAAAUACUCUCUCCAUUUGGCUUUUCAGCAAGGUGUCCAUUUUUAAAGGGACAGUGCCUUUUAAUUUUCAUCUGGUCAUUUUCAUACUAAGGGGAGAAUCUUUUAAAAUUUGAAUACACCUGUCAUAAAGAGAAGGAUAAACAGCUUUAAAAUCCCUUCUGGCCAGAGGAAAAACCCUUUCACCUGUAAAGGAUUAAGAAGCUAAAGAUGACCUCGCUGGCACCUG